UCUCCCAUGAAGAGCUAAUACAGAGUGGUGCAUGAAAAAUCAUCCCUCAGGCCGAUAGAAUACAUCUUUGAAGCUCCUUCGCACACGGCUGUAGACAUCUGCCUCACAGCUUUCGUCCUCACGAGAACUUCUGUGAUCCUGACGAGCUUGAGGCGAUGUUAACUCUGUUGUGCAGGAAAGUGUAAAGGGAAAACACUCGAUCACUCUCUGCAGACAACAAAGAUGUUGCUCAUGAUCAUCGUUUUCCUCAUCGUGGUAAUGUUUGCAGUUUUGCAAAAAUUUGCUACAGAAAUAACUGUAAAAGUUGGCAACUGUAUCUUCUCACCUGAUGAUGCUGAACUUGACCUCAGAGCACAAAUUCGAGACCUGAAAGACCAGCAGGCUCAAAUCAGCAUGAUUGAUGAAUUUGCUCGUUACAUGAAGCUUCAACGACAGAUUGACAAGUUCCUUUCUCAGGUCAAAGAAAGUAAGAAAGAAACUUACUAUGCUGGAUACUGGUGUGAAAAUUGGAAUACAUGUUCUGCAUGGCUUCAUAAUGCUGGUUUUGGUGCUACUUUACCGAAGUCAACCCUGAUGCUGCUGCCAGAAAGGUGGUUCUUCCCUGUGCAACGUUUUGUAUCUUUUCCUUCUGGUGUUUCAGGUGGUGUUGGAAUAGUAUGCUGGAUUUUGGUUUGCAACUCAGUGGUGAUGCGUGCAAAACGGUUACUGGCUAUUUCAUCAAGCAAGUCAAUGUAAAAUACAAUUUGAAAUUGAAAAUAAGUCUGUGCCUUAGGUUUGAGUAGGUUGAAGUAUAUAAGCACCUGUACAUGCAGUAUACAUAGAGGGAGACAAGUAUAGCCCUGCCUGCUUCUCAUCCAAAACAGUUGUAAACUGUUCAAAAAAUGUGAAUAAUAAUGUAUAAUAUUGCAUGCAUGAGUGUCUGUGUGUGUGUUAGAGAAAGAAAACAUGUAUGAAAGUGAACAUAAUUCUGCGUGUGAGGAAAUAUCCACUGUCAAAGUUGUUAUUUUGCCAGCUUCAUAGAUAAAAGUCCAAGCACGAAUGAGAGAGCAAAUUCAGCUGCCACAAAUACUCAUGUUCAUUUUUUUAGAGGUUGUGAUUUUGUUUUUUAUUUGUAAUAUUUCCUAUUAUUGGAUAAGAUAGAAACUUCAAUAAAACAUGCUUUCCCAAAAACUCAGGAAAAAA
Pomacea canaliculata is the source of this 1182-nucleotide messenger RNA. RefSeq names its product tail-anchored protein insertion receptor WRB-like. Lineage: Eukaryota; Metazoa; Mollusca; Gastropoda; Architaenioglossa; Ampullariidae. The coding region runs from base 223 to 735 and encodes 170 amino acids. The transcript has 6 exons. Gene Ontology annotation, biological process: tail-anchored membrane protein insertion into ER membrane. The record is from RefSeq and is a predicted model, not a curated record.